Molecule: messenger RNA, 2096 nt
Organism: Phlebotomus argentipes
Lineage: Eukaryota; Metazoa; Arthropoda; Insecta; Diptera; Psychodidae
Exons: 5
Coding region: 335-1933 (532 amino acids)
Source: RefSeq, a predicted model, not a curated record
UCUAGUCGUGCGCUUGGACGUGAUCGCAACUCACGGCUUCUCGUCUGGCGGGGUCCCCAAAUAUUCGACACUCCUCCUCGUGAAACUCUGACGUGUUCAUCGCGCUGUUUUUUUUCUAUUCCGCCAGUGGAAAGAAAAGCCAGUGCGGAUGAGAAAAAGUGUUCAUGUGGCUAUUUUUAGACACUCUAACUAGCACUGGUUUUCUGAGUGAGAUUCUGACGAGAAAGUUAACUUCUCCACAGUGAAAUCUGAGGGAGUUUCGAGGCUGCAGAGAAGUGCAAUUAAAAUCCCCAAUUAGGAUUUUGUUAAUGAGUGCAAAAGAAUCAAGAAGACAAUGAAUGGGAAGAAGUUCGGAGGACGAACGUCCAGUCAAAUAUCCAUCUACGAUUAUCCUGAGCAUUUGAAUCCCUUCUACGAGGAUGAACAGCACAAGAGACUGCGUUUCUGGAAGAUCGGCAGGAAGUCCGACGGCAAGGUGAAGAGAAGUAACAGCUUCAGCCUCGAUGGAAUCAGAGAGUUAUGGACGCUAAAGUCUUUCCGACUGAGGAAGAAAUCCUCAACUCUGGGCAUCAACAAGACGUCUGAGAGUCCUCCACCGCUGAGGAGGACUCUCAUGGUGGAGGAACACGAUCCGGAUCGGGUCUAUCACACCCUGGAUCCCUCUUCCAGGCACACUGUCUCUGUGGGGCUCAACAACAGCUUCCAGCGAAGCGCCAGGUACCGAAGUUCACUGCAGGACAUGAGCAGUUUCCAGCAGAACUCCGCCUUCAGUCGCACAGACAAGUACAGGAACACUAUGCAGAAUGGCCAGGACUUUGUCCACAGAGGAGGAUCGAAGACACCUCAGCUGUCCUCGCGCUAUUCCGAUAAUCACAUCGCGCACAGCUCUUCUCAGCAGAGCUUGAACAGCACAAAUCCUUUCGAAGACGAGGAGAAUCAGGCAUCAGCUUCGGGAUCUGCAGCGAGCGGAUCGGCGAAGAAGCCCGUGAGGAAGAAGAGACGAGCUCCGCCUCCGCCAACGCCAAAGAUCACCGUAGAAACUGUUGAGAAGGAUGACCAGAAGCCCGUUGAGGCGGUGGCCAUUUCGAAUUUAACCGCAGAAAUUGAGAGUUUCGUGAAGAGCUCAGAAGCAUCAGAAGCGGUCGAGGAGGAAGCCAAAGAGAGUGCAGAGAUGGCGAUUCCUGUUCCUGUGCCCAGGCGAGAGAAGAGGGAAGCUCCAAAGUUCCAAGUCACCAAAGCCCAGGAGGAGAGUGACAUUGUGCUUCGCAUCACUGAGUCAAUUGAUGAUCUCACCAGUGAGUCACCGGCGAAAGUCGAAGCUGUCGAGGUCGUGGAGAAGAAACCGGAUGUGCCAGAGGAGAAAUCAGAAGAAGUUACGGUGGAGAAAGUCCAGGACAAGUCUGAUCCCUAUAAGAAUGUUGUGGUUGAGAUGGAGAAGUACGAAAUACGCUUCGCGCCGCUCAAGACGAACGACGACCUUGGCGAGGAGAAUCACCGGAGGAAUCCAAUAGAGCGCCAGAGAUCGGUUCAGGAGAUCAUUGACUCGAUCAAUAAGAACCAGAGCCUCCUGAAGAUCAACUACGAGGACGACAGUCGGGUGAGGAGCAUCAUGAAGGACAUUGAGAGCCAGAAGAUGGACGUGCAGCGCAGGAAGUCGUCGGACAGCCUCAACAGGAACAUCCAAGAGCUGGAACUGAAGGAGCGCGAGAUGAGGGAAUUGAUCAGAGAGCUGGAGGAGGCUUCGGACAUCCCUGUUGUCGUGCAAGAGUUCAAUAACAACUCCUUCGACAAGUGUGUGCAGCUGCGCGAUCCCGAGCGAGAUCAGAAUGACAACCAGACAGUGCAGAAGAGCAGCAUCGAGUGGAAUCCUCUGCCGAAGCCGCGACGCAGUCGAAAUCUCUCCGGUGAGGAUGUCGAUGUUCCGCCAACUUAAGCUUCUCCGCCCAGAAGAGCGUCACAGUUCUAUUUAGGUGCCAUUUAGACCGAGAGUGAUAAUAUAGCAAAUUAAUUUAUCCCUGAGUUCGCGAGUCAGGAAGAGCGGCUGGAAGAAGAGAUAUGAGAGAAUACAAUAUCCUAUUGUAGUAUUUAAAUCAAAA